Molecule: messenger RNA, 1341 nt
Organism: Neohortaea acidophila
Lineage: Eukaryota; Fungi; Ascomycota; Dothideomycetes; Mycosphaerellales; Teratosphaeriaceae
Product: tRNA a64-2'-o-ribosylphosphate transferase
Exons: 2
Coding region: 1-1341 (446 amino acids)
Biological process (GO): charged-tRNA amino acid modification
Cellular component (GO): cytoplasm
Molecular function (GO): tRNA adenosine(64)-2'-O-ribosylphosphate transferase activity
Source: RefSeq, a predicted model, not a curated record
AUGUCCCAACCACCCGCACCCGCCCUCUCGGACCUCAUCUUCCCCCAGGCUUCCAAAACCCUAACCACAACCCUAACGAGUCUCAAACGUACCAAUCUCUCAAUCAGCAACCGUCUGCAAUCGAUCAAGCACGACGCGGAUUUCGUUCAGCGCGUCGCCGCCGCAUAUCAACUGCCUCUGGUAGCCAAUGAACGGUGUGGGAGCUGGUACAUCCGUCCGACCGACAAGCGGGGUGGUGUCUACUUCAAAUCUACAGACGGCCAUUUUGGGCAAUGGAGCUUGAAUCUGCGACGCCUGAACCUGCAUUUGCUUGAGGUGACUGGAAGUCACGGAGGCUGCAUCAUCGUGGACUCAACUCGACGAGGCAAGAGCAUGCCCGAUGCCUUGUCCAAGACCAUCCCCAUCUGGGCGGCAACCCUAAAUCGCCAUUUGUUCCCAGAGCGAGAGCAAUGUCAUGCCCUUAAGACGCCAGACUCUGUGAUCUCGAGCUCGGAGCAUGCCCAAAUCAACGACCGACUUGCAUCCUUUGUCCGCGAUCUAGACAAGCUCGCACUCGAUGUCGUGAACCUCCGUUCCAGGCUCAACGAUCGACCCUUGGAGGUAGUGUGGGCGACUCCUGAUUCCCAAAGCCCAUUCCCAGCACCGACGACUUCCGACUCCCAUCUGCUUGUCCUCUGCACGGCAUCCGGCCGCACGUCGUCGGUGAGAUCAGACUCAUCGUACGUCCAAGGAGCGGCGGACGAUAGUGAAAGUUGGGCCUGUGGCUUGACCGCUGCAACGUUCUGGGCGCACCAAGAAUUGCUUCUAGCAGCCACAGAAGAUGAAUUGCCCGACCUGAUCUGGGGACUGACCAGCAGCAUUGGUGUGCAUCGCCCGGCUGACGCGCCUGUUUCAAUCCAGUCGACGAAUGUGUCGCUGAGCGAUAAUGUCACGAUGGAACGUAGCAUGCUCAACUUCGACAUUGUCGUCUCUUGCUCCGAGAAAUCCAGCGACACGGUGGCUUCCACGUUGCAAAGUCGUUAUGUCCACCUACCCUGUGUAGCCGGCAAAGCUGGCGGUCGACAACUUCGCGAACGUCUGCCGAAGAUUCGGACGCUACAAACGAUGCUGUCACCCAACAGCACCAUUUUGGUCAGCUGCGACUCGGGUCGAGACUUGGCGGUCGGCGUUGCUCUGACGAUCAUAUGCCUUUAUAGCUCGCUGGAUGCUGGAGUCCCCGAGAGACUUGACAAGGACAUCAUCAAGCAGAGGUUGAGUUGGAUCAUGAUGUCCAGGCCAGAUGCUGCCCCGAGUCGCGCCACCUUGCAGAGCGUCAACGCAUUCUUGCUCGGACCGCCAUGA